This is a messenger RNA of Cooperia oncophora, 966 nucleotides long. The record is from the annotation of a GenBank genome assembly. NCBI's taxonomy places the organism in Eukaryota, Metazoa, Nematoda, Chromadorea, Rhabditida, Trichostrongylidae.
AUGGCACUGUCGAAUCAAUUGGGCAACAAUGGACAUGUGAGCGACGAGGAGGAAGAAGAUUUGGAAGAAACUUCAGGAAAGCAGUCGGAUGAGGACGCGACCAGUGAAGGUGACAGCGGCAGUGAAAACGAAGGUGACAGGGAGUGUGAUGGAGAAGGAACGACGGAAGUCAACGGCGAUGGUGAAUAUGAACUAGACCGGGAAGAGCCGUCUUCCCCAUCCGCGCAUGAAUGGAAGAUUAUUCUGAUGAAAGCUGAAUUUGCUGAGGAUCUCUCCGACCAAAUACGCAAAAUGAAACCGUAUGAAAGAUGUCAACAAACGGGUAGUAUUGUAACCACCAAAUCAUUCAGAAAUCUCGUCCAGGGUUUCUGCAUGUUCCUUGAUUGCGGCACGAAGAUCAAUGUUAAAGUUAUGAAAAAUUUGACACGUAAAGUAUUUGCUUGUUGUGAUCUGCUCUUCGAGAUACUUCGCGUUCUUCCAAAUCAGUUCAUUUCCGAUGUGACUCUAUCUCUACCUGGUUUAAUGUCUUUCAUUUCCUCAAGUUCAUCCCCGAUCCAGGCACGUAAGCAGUUACACCACGAAUGUUCAACGUUUGCAAAUCACCCUCUUAGAAGACAGAGAAAGAGAAAACUGGUCAAAAAUUUCCAAGAAGCUUGGAUUGGUCUAAUGAGGUGUUCUGUUCCUCCCAAAGUACUUAUUGUAAUGAUACCGCACAUAACCGAAAAUGUCCUAGACAAACUUGAUGAACCUCAUAAAACAGCGGAAUUCUUUUUCAAGGCAUUUGAUAAGGGUGAUAUGUUUGCGAUACUCUCUCUGGCUGCGAUUUUCAAGCUUAUAGUGUCGCAUAACUUUGAAUAUCCUAACUUUUACGAUCAUGUCUAUUCUCUGACGAAGCCUGCAGUACUGUAUCUUGACCAGAAGGAAAAAUUUAUAUCACUUCUCGACAAAUUCCUGUCAUCCACGUAA